AUGAUCGCCAAGGACUGGACCAACAUGACAAACGCCGUCUGGAUGUCGCCCCUUCUUCGCUUGCUGAAAGAAAAGGACAGUACGUCCUGCGAAGAUGCUAUCGGGACCGGCCAGAGAUUCAAGCACGACCUCUUGAAUUAUUUGAAAGCUUACAAUGUUCGGAGACCCACGCUCAGGGAUCUGGUCGACAAGUUAAGCCAGUAUGACUUCUCAAGCGUGAAGGCUGCACUCAUCGCAAGCGUGCCGGGCCGCCAUUCAAUACAUGAUACCUCUCAAACAUCAUGGGGUUGGCCCGCCUUAAAGCACGUACUUCGCCAUGUUCCUGUCCAAGACGGCAAGUCGGAGAUUGUGGUGCAGAUCUCGUCCAUUGCUACUCUGGGAGCCACCGACAAUUGGAUUCAGAAGUGUCUUUUCAACCCUCUCUCAGAAUCCAGCGACAAGGGGCCAAAAAAGACCAAGCCAACAUUCAAGGUUGUGUUUCCGACGGCCGACGAGAUCAGGAGAAGCUUGGACGGCUAUGCAUCUGGUGGGUCAAUUCACACCAAGAUCCAGUCCCAACAGCAGGCGAAGCAACUAGCCUAUCUGCAUCCUUUCUUCUGCCACUGGGGAAACGAUGCCCCCAAUGGAAAAGCAUUGCCUGAAACAGCGACCGUGAGAGAGGCCGGCAGGAAGCGAGCUGCACCGCAUAUAAAGACAUACAUUCGGUAUGGUGAGAAGUCAAUCGACUGGGCGCUCGUCACAUCGGCCAACAUUUCAAAGCAGGCAUGGGGCGAGGUGGCAGGAGCCUCGCAGGAGGUGAGAAUUGCUUCGUGGGAGAUCGGCGUCUUGGUAUGGCCUGAGAUGAUGGCCGAAAAGGCGACCAUGGUGAGCACGUUCCAGACAGAUUUGCCCUCGAACAACACCGAAGGAAGCAACCCAGUUGUUGGCGUUCGCAUACCCUACAACCUACCACUUCAGCAUUAUGCAAAGGACGAGAUACCUUGGGUCGCAACGAUGGCCCAUGCAGAACCAGACAACAUGGGAAGGUUUUGGGGAGUAGCAUAG
Colletotrichum chrysophilum is the source of this 1044-nucleotide messenger RNA. RefSeq lists its product as uncharacterized. Bases 1 to 1044 code for a protein of 347 amino acids. Gene Ontology annotation, biological process: single strand break repair; double-strand break repair. The record is from RefSeq and is a predicted model, not a curated record. Lineage: Eukaryota; Fungi; Ascomycota; Sordariomycetes; Glomerellales; Glomerellaceae. The transcript has 2 exons. Gene Ontology annotation, cellular component: nucleus. Gene Ontology annotation, molecular function: double-stranded DNA binding; single-stranded DNA binding; 3'-tyrosyl-DNA phosphodiesterase activity.